AUGUUGCUUUCACCCCACAUACGGACGGUGUCGAUCGGCGUUGACUCGCCGCUCAUCCUGGGUGCCUUCGAAAUCGGCGUCAUGGUGUCCAUUUUCCUGUUCGGUACAGUCAUGUUUCAGGCAUACAUCUACUGGGGCGGCGCUAAGGACGACCGCCUGUGGUUGCGGAUCCUCGUUGUAAUGGUGAUUUUUUUGGAACUUGCACACACUAUCAGCUCGUGUUACGCGUUAUACAUCUUUACGGUCCAGUCCGCUGGGCUGCCUGAGCUCCUCAAGCCGGGUAACACCUACCCGCUGGCGCUCACACCCGUCUUCGAGCUGCUCAUCACGGCCCUCGUUCAGGGCUUCUUCACGUACCGCAUCCACCUGCUAUCGGGGCGCCGGCUUGUCCCGGGCAUCUGUGCCGUGCUCGCAGUCGUGCGGCUGGGCGGCGGCUGCGUGACAGCCGCGGAGAGCUUCGUGGAUGUGCCCCGGCAGCCGGACGGCGCGCGAUACCAGUUCGAAUUUGGGUGGCUGAUCACUGCGGCGAUCAACGUCGGCGUUGUGCUCGACGUGCUCAUCACGGUGGCGCUCUGCUACUACAUCAGGCGGUUGUACGGGGCCUACAGCCUUCCUGGCGGGCGCCGGAUCAUUGACAAACUUGUCGUCUGGACGAUCGAAACUGGGCUCAUCACCAGUUUGACGUCGGUGGCCGUCGGCAUCUCGGUAGGUCUCAGCCUUCCCGCCCGUUCUCCUAAUAUAGCUACAGGUAUCCAGUUCGCGACGAUGAAGGAGAACUUCGUGUGGCUCGCGCUGUACACAUUCCUCGCCAAAAUGUAUUCGAACAGCCUCCUUGCCUCUCUCAACUCGCGCUCGAUCAGCCGCAAGAUUGUCCGCGUCCCGCUACCAAUUCACGCCCCGCCCGCCCCGCCCCCCAAGGACUGGCUGCUGCCGGUGGUAUCAAUCGCACCAAUCCGCCCCACACCAGCCCAUGGUCGCGGGAUACAACGCCGAUCGCAACUGGACAUGCCACUUGGCCACUGGCCACUGGCCACUGGGACUCCUUCUGCAUAUGAUUCAACUUGA
This is a messenger RNA of Mycena indigotica, 1065 nucleotides long. RefSeq lists its product as uncharacterized. The record is from RefSeq and is a predicted model, not a curated record. The transcript has 9 exons. Bases 1 to 1065 code for a protein of 354 amino acids. Lineage: Eukaryota; Fungi; Basidiomycota; Agaricomycetes; Agaricales; Mycenaceae.